UGAAAACCCCAACGCCUGCAACCCUCUUCGUUAGCUGGGUCCUGCAAACAGCGGAACGAAAGGCAGACGGUUUUCUGUUGCUGGGGCGGACGCGGGCCCGAUCUGUCCGUCCUUUCAAGUUUCCCCUAAGGUUGGGACCUAGACGUGCGGCAAAUUCAUGUUCUCUGGCACCAUAGUGGUCGUCGCUGGCCCGAAUUAGAAAUCAACUGCGAAUUCUUCGUGCCUCAGAUUUGUUGACCUACAGAAUGCUUCGGUACCCAUAUUUUUGUAGAAUCUAUAAAGAAUUUCUUUCAUGCUGGUUGGAAUCUGGCAUAUUUAAUUUAGGUGUCUGGCCAAACAAAAUACAUGAUACAGCACAAAGAAAUAAUGAAUAUGAAGCCCAGGAACAAACAGAUCAAACUGGAACUCAGGAGAAACACAGAUCUCAAGAUAGAGAUUUCGAAGCUAUAGCUAAAUUACAUAUUCCCGUAAUGGUGGAUGAAGUUGUUCAUUGUUUGGCACCACAAAAAGGCCAGAUUUUUCUAGAUAUGACAUUUGGUUCAGGAGGACACACAAGAGCCAUUCUACAGAAGGAGUCAGACAUUGCUCUGUAUGCCUUAGACAGAGACCCAGCAGCUUAUGCAAUAGCUGAACAGCUUUCAGAAUUGUAUCCUAAACAGAUCCGAGCUAUGCUAGGCCAGUUCAGCCAGGCAGAAGCCUUAUUAAUGAAAGCUGGAGUGCAGCCAGGAACUUUGGAUGGAGUUCUUUUGGAUCUUGGGUGUUCCUCCAUGCAACUUGAUGCUCCUGAGAGAGGUUUUUCCCUUCGGAAGGACGGCCCCUUGGACAUGAGAAUGGAUGGUGGCAGAUCAACAGGCACUUGCAUCCAUCCUGAGAACAUACGGGGAGGAGAAGCAUGCCAAGAAAAUCGCUUCAGCAAUCGUUCAGGCACGCAGCCUCUACCCCAUCUCCAGAACCCAGCAGCUUGCCAGCAUCGUUGCAGACCUGGGGUAAUCCAGGGAGCAAGCAGGUACAUUCAUCAGAACCAUGACUGUGGUCUUAUACCAACGAUUACCUGUCCACAGCCAAACAGUGUGAUCUGUGAUAAGCUAAUUGCUUCAUCCCAAGCUGCUCUUCCCUUAGGGAUUAUGCGACUUUUAGAAAAGAAAGAAAAAUCUUUCUUUUGUUGCCUUGGUACAUAUAAGGUUUAUCUUUCCACAGUAACCAAUAAUAGCUUAUGCCUCAGUUUGUAUCUGAAAUCAUCCUUUUCCAGCAAAUUUUUUGUUAAUCUGGAGAGAAACAAAGUACAAAAUAAAUAAAGUGCAGCAUUCAUUAAGAAAUAGUCAUUGCCAUCAAAUUUUAGUGGAACUGUUUCCUGAUGAAGUUAGUGAGAUUAGCUUGCCAUCCCUUUAUUGUUUUAAUAACCUACAUGUUGCUUCCUCCAUCUUCCCCAAAAAGCACUCUGAAUACUAAUAUUGCCAUGAUUAAGAAAUAAAUGAAGUUGUCAGAGAGUUCAGUUGUCACUCUGGUGGAAAAUGGUAUGGUCAAACCUAUAGUUAAAUUUGGAUGGCUUGCCAGUGAGUCAUAGUUGUCAUUGUCACUGCCUAUGAUAAUGCACUUAUUCUGUCGUUUAAAUCUCUUGAGUCCAAUCUGUUAUAUACUGUGUACAUUAGUAUGGUAACUUCAUGCCAACUAAAUUAUCAAAUGACAUUUUGUAAGUAAACUUAUUUCUUAUUUUAAUAAGUAAUGUUUCCAAGAGACAUUCUGUACAAGAAGCCCAACUCAGAAAAGAAUGAAAUGUG
Molecule: messenger RNA, 1778 nt
Organism: Lontra canadensis (Northern American river otter)
Lineage: Eukaryota; Metazoa; Chordata; Mammalia; Carnivora; Mustelidae
Gene: METTL15
Product: methyltransferase like 15
Exons: 6
Coding region: 246-1295 (349 amino acids)
Biological process (GO): rRNA base methylation
Molecular function (GO): rRNA (cytosine-N4-)-methyltransferase activity
Source: RefSeq, a predicted model, not a curated record